Molecule: messenger RNA, 546 nt
Organism: Lathyrus sativus (Indian pea)
Lineage: Eukaryota; Viridiplantae; Streptophyta; Magnoliopsida; Fabales; Fabaceae
Source: the annotation of a GenBank genome assembly
AUGGCUACUAAGCCUUCUCUCUCCACCACUACCAUGGUGCCUGAAACUGCGUCGGUUAAAAUAACUCCGAAAAUGGACCCAAAAUCCGUUUCCGAGACUCAAAGUUUUGUUAAGUUUAUGGGUAGUGGCGCUCCCGUUCCUGAAAACUGCAACACCAAUGGCUUCUUCGACUCUUUCCUUCGGAAUUUCAUCAAAGUCGAUCAAAUCCAACCUGGUCGAAUCUCUUGUACUCUUAUCGUUAAACCACCAAUCUGUAAUGCCUACGGAACACUGCAUGGAGGGACUGUUGCGUCCUUGGUUGAGGUUUUGGCUAUUGCUUGUGCUAGAACUGUAGUUGCUGAGGACAAGCAACUUUUUCUUGGGGAAAUUAGCAUUUCAUACCUCUCUGCCACUGCUGUGGAUGAAGAAGUGGUAGCUAAUGCCUCUGUGGUGAAGAGGGGAAGAAAUUUGACUGUAGUUGCACUUGAGUUCAAAUUGAAGAAAACUGGAAAUUUGCUUUAUCUUACUCAUGCUACCUUCUUUAACAUGCCGGUUUCCAGCUUAUGA